Octopus bimaculoides (California two-spot octopus) is the source of this 729-nucleotide messenger RNA. RefSeq lists its product as uncharacterized. Gene Ontology annotation, biological process: regulation of transcription by RNA polymerase II. Lineage: Eukaryota; Metazoa; Mollusca; Cephalopoda; Octopoda; Octopodidae. Gene Ontology annotation, cellular component: nucleus. The record is from RefSeq and is a predicted model, not a curated record. Gene Ontology annotation, molecular function: DNA-binding transcription factor activity, RNA polymerase II-specific.
AAUGGCGAGAAACUGAAAUAUAUGGAGAGAAAGUAGGGGGUCAUUAGUAAGUUAUAAGUAGACAUAGGGAGAAACAUAAAUAAUAUAAAGAGAAAUACAAUACAAAGAAUUGAAUUGACUGAAGAAAUAAAUAGUGACAAUGUAGAAAGAGAAGGCAGGAUUGAUAAGAGAGGGAAAGAUGGCUAGACAGAGACAAUAAGAGAGAGAGAGGGGGAGAGAUGGCUCGCCAGCAAGAUAAACAGUUACAAUAAGAGAGAGAGUGAGAGAGAUGGCUCGCUAGCAAGAUAAUCAGUUACAAUGAGAGAGACGGCUCGCCAGCAAGAUAAACAGUUACACUAAGAGAGAAAGAUGGCUCGCCAGCAAGAUAAACAGUGACUAUAAAAGAGUUACAGAAGUGAAAAACGACAGAAAGAAGAAGCGAACAUGGCGACAUCAAAACGUAGGGGAAAAAUGUCGAAAAAGUCUAAAAUUGUCGCAAGAGUUAAAGAAUCUCAUGAACACAAUAAACAAUGGAAAUUUGUUGACGAAAAUGACAAACAGUUUGAAGAAAAGACAAACGGAUCCUUAAGUAGCCAGGUCUCAUACAUGUCCUUGGAUGUUUUAGCUCAAGUUGCAGCUGAUAAAUUACGAGAUGAUGAAAAAUUACGGCAGAAAUCAACAUCUAAAAAGGAGGAUGGGAGGGUGCUCCUGGCCCUCACAGACUCUCUGAGACAAGCAUCAUUGAUGUGA